Molecule: messenger RNA, 1424 nt
Organism: Malaya genurostris
Lineage: Eukaryota; Metazoa; Arthropoda; Insecta; Diptera; Culicidae
Product: zinc finger protein 239-like
Exons: 2
Coding region: 107-1195 (362 amino acids)
Biological process (GO): regulation of transcription by RNA polymerase II
Cellular component (GO): nucleus
Molecular function (GO): RNA polymerase II cis-regulatory region sequence-specific DNA binding; DNA-binding transcription factor activity, RNA polymerase II-specific
Source: RefSeq, a predicted model, not a curated record
AGAAUUUGGCGAAAGGAAGGUAUUUUGAAAAACCUUACGAAAUAAACAGAUGUCUUUUUAAAAAAAAUCUCAGACAUUCAAUUUUUAGUAGAAAAGUGAACUGUAGAUGGACAGUGCUGAAUCUUACCUAGGCGAACCUAGCUGUUUUACAAUGAAUGAAGACGUGAAAUAUGAAAACGAUUCAAUUGUGGGUCCAUUGGAAGAUAAGAUACUUGUUCAUGCUCAGUUAUUCCAACAACGUUUGGAGUUGGAACAACAAGAACCGAAUCCAGAGCAAACAUUCAAUAUUCAAUCUGGACUCGAACCGCGGUCGAAAUACAAGACGCCGUUCCAUUGUGAAAUUUGCAACAAAAAGUUCCGAAAAAGUACUUGUUUUUGGGAGCACCAGCUCAUACAUUCGGGUGAACAUCCUUACAAGUGCGAAAUAUGUGACAAAGGAUUUCUGCGAAAAGGUGAUGUUUUUUAUCACAAGCGUAUCCAUACCGGAGAAAAACCACACAAGUGCGAUAUAUGCGGAAAAAGUUUCUCCAAGGUUUGCAAUCUAAACACUCACAGACGUGUUCACACCGGAGUAAAGCCCUUCAAAUGUGAUAUCUGCGGUAAAAGUUUUAGCCAGAGUGGAACUCUCUCGAUUCACGAACGUACGCACACUGGAGAACGACCGUUCGAAUGUAGCAUUUGUGGCAAGGAUUUCAUCAGCGGUAACAAUUGGAGGGCACACUUGAACACCCACACCAACGAAGAACUGGUAAACAGUGAAAUCUUUCACGAAAAAUCGUUUGUCGAUAGAAUACUCAAGAAACGGCUAGAUCCAGCCAGCCAGGAAAGACUCUACCCAUGCGAUAUUUGCGGAAGAACUUUUCUGCGGGCUUGUCAACUGGCAUGUCAUAGGCGUAUACACACCGGUGAGCGGCCAUACCAGUGUACCUACUGUGAGAAAAGAUUUAUCGACGCCAGCGGGCUGGCGAAGCAUAAGCGCAUCCACACCGGCGAACGCCCCUACCAGUGCGGCGAUUGCAGCUAUGCAUUCACUACUAGCACAAAUCUGGCGACUCACAUCCGUCGUGCUCAUUCCAGUUCCAAAGCAGAAAAGGCAACAACUUCGACGACUGAUCCGAGUAACGACUUGUACCCCGACAACCUUCCCAUAACUAAAAUUGAGCCACUAAAUUUAACGGAAACGGAAUUGAUAUAAGAUUAUUUGAUUGCUUAUUUUUCCAAGGCAGUGUAAGUUGAUUACUACUGCACAUUAAUAUCGAAUGAUUAAAUAUUCACACUAAGGAAAUAAAACCUCAUUUUGCAUAUUUUUGUCUAAAGAUUGUAAGAAAUGUUUUCCUUUUUUCAUCAAAAGGAAGGAAGUCUAGGAGAAUAACUAUAAUAAAACAAUUGAAUAGCUAUAAUAAACUUCAAGCGCUUCGAUCAUA